GGAUAAUCAAUUCAACGGGCCAAUCAGUGAAGACUUUGCUCAAAGAGGCAACGCUUUGAGUUUUGAUUUUGGAAGCUAACGUUAGCCGCCGAAGCUCAGCUACUGGAAGAUGUCGGUCAAGCGGGGGAUUGGCGAUUUAAAGUAUUUAAAGAAGAGGAUUCCACAGAACCCCAAAUAUCAACAUGUAAAAACACGACUUGAUACAGGCUUCAGUCUGACAAAAUAUAUGGAGAGACUAGAGGAGGCCAGGAAAAACUACAGAUAUAGGAAGGAUGAGCUAUUUAAAAGACUUAAAGUGACUACAUUUGCUCAGCUGGUAAUCCAAGUUGCUUCUGUGUCAGAUCAGAAUGACAACAUUAAAGAUGAAAUGCCUGGAUUAGAUGGUAAUGAUAUUUCAAUAUUCUCAGCGUCACCGGGGCUCGAUGGUCUCUCCGAUCAGAUUUAUGGCUCCCCAGAGCCGACACUUCUUAACUCGCAGUGUAUCAACAAUGAGGAAUCCGGCGACACUGGGUUUUCUCCUAGAUCUACACUCCAAAGUGUCAUCAGUGGCGUGGGAGAACUGGAUCUGGACAAGAACGGACAGAAGACCAUCCGACUGUCUCCAGUGUCUACCUCCAACACCACAGAGUGCCCCUUACCUGACUGCCCGUAUCUGUUGCUGGAUGUGCGGGACAGAGACCAGUAUGACCAGUGCCAUAUUAUCAGUGCUUAUAAUUACCCCAUAGCGACCUUAUCAAGGACAAUGAACCCAUACACGAAAGAAGUCCUUGAUUACAAAAAUGCGUCGGGAAAGAUCAUCAUUUUGUAUGAUGAAGAUGAGAGGAUAGCAAGUCAAGCGGCCACCACCAUGUGCGAGAGAGGGUUUGAGAAUCUCUUCAUGUUGUCGGGGGGUUUAAAAGUGGUUUAUCAGAAGUUCCCUGAAGGAAUGACUACAGGCUCCAUUCCCAUCUCCUGUCUGCCAUCACCCACGGGACCUGGAGGUCGUAAGCGAUCUAUGCCACAGCAGACGUCACAGGCAGCAGAAAAAAAGUGGCGGUUCACCUCAGAGGACCUCAGCAGAAUCCAGCAUCACCUAGAGGAGGUGUUCAUACCCAGCGAGCCUGGCAGUCGUCUCAGCAGUAGAUUGUCCACUAGCAGCGCUGGCUCCAAAGCGUCUACAGUUCGGAGCAGUCGACAGGGCUCAUCCAUAGCAGGAUCAGAAAGCGCUCGUUCACGGAGCAGUCGGCCUUGGAAAUAACCUUCCGUUUCACUCUCACCAUUGUCGUCUUCACUUCAAUGCAAAUAAAGCCUUUAUAUUUUACUUUUGCAGGAUUCCUGUGAACAUCUGUGAUGGACACUCUAAACUACUGGCCACAUGCACAUGGUUUAAUUCUCAGAAGUACACUGGAAGAAAUUGAACAUUUUAUUGGUCCUGGUAGUACACCCAAAUAGCACUGUUUUAUUAUUUCAGUUUAUACACAUAUCUUUGCACUUGCUGACUCCAAAUCUAAACUACAUGUUUCAAAUCUGAUUUGCGCAGUCAUCAACUUGUUGGCAUCAAGAACCAUUUAUACUAUAAUGAUGGUACAAGAUGUCUAUGGUUUGACAUCUAGCUGUUUUAAUGCAUAUGUAGGGUUCUUCUCUGUUACAUAAGUAAGCAGGUCUUAGUGGAAGGACUCCACCUCUUGGUGGUCAUUUUAUUUGCUUUAUUUGUGCUAUGACAUGAUCUGUUCAUUGAGCAUGCUGUAUGUUUACUUGCUCAGUAGACACAGUAUGUAUGGCGCAUUCCUUUAGAAGUAUUUUAGAUGUGCUGGAUGUUUUUUAUGCCUUAAAUCUAUAGCUAAUCUGUU
Rhinichthys klamathensis goyatoka is the source of this 1829-nucleotide messenger RNA. It is a transcript of the gene cep41, whose product is annotated as centrosomal protein 41. The record is from RefSeq and is a predicted model, not a curated record. Gene Ontology annotation, biological process: cilium assembly; protein polyglutamylation. The transcript has 11 exons. Gene Ontology annotation, cellular component: ciliary basal body. NCBI's taxonomy places the organism in Eukaryota, Metazoa, Chordata, Actinopteri, Cypriniformes, Leuciscidae. Bases 110 to 1237 code for a protein of 375 amino acids.